Molecule: messenger RNA, 1628 nt
Organism: Styela clava
Lineage: Eukaryota; Metazoa; Chordata; Ascidiacea; Stolidobranchia; Styelidae
Source: RefSeq, a predicted model, not a curated record
AUCUUCUGAACUAAUUAUUACUAGACUAUAUUAAUUAGUGGCGAGCACCUACCGGUAUUCCGGUUAAGUCCCACCACUGACUCAUAUAUGUCGAUGUAGUCUGAAUGGCGACACACGCGUGCGGGACAUAAAAGUAGAAAGACGGCUGAUUUAGCUAACUGUUUCAUUUCGCACAACACCUAGAUGAGGUGAAAUGUCUCGGCGUUUUAAACACGCAUUGCGUCAAGCGUGAAGUUUGAGUGGACCCCUGAUGUAAUUGCGUCAAUAUAAAUUCGUAAAUCUUUUAUUUAAAUUCCCAUUGUUUUGUUUGAAUGUAAAGUAUAUACUAACAACUAUAAAUUUCACGAAGCAAAAUGAUAAUGGAUAAAUACAUUUAUCUGCUUCUCGAUACCCGUGUACAAUAUGAAAAAUGCCAGUGAAAGCUCAUAAAAAUGAUACAGUGAAAAAUAUCGAUGAAGUGUAGACAAAACAAAAACAACGUGACAGAUUUGCAUCACGACUAAAUAUUCAGUGUUAUUAUUCAUGCUUCUAUUUAAUAUGUGUUUUUGAAAUGCCUUGCCAUUUCAGCGAUAGUUCGCAUUGAGACAUUCACAGGGUCGGGAUGAUGAAGUCAACUUCUUCCUUGUCUUUGGUUAUUCUGUUCUUAUCGUUCGCAUGGAGUCGAGAAAUAUAUUCAGGAAAUGAUAUUGAUUUAAAACGCUUGCAAGGAGGAGUCUGGUUUCUCACACUUGCUGUGGACGACUCGUCCUGGACCGUAUUAUGGAAAUGUCAUGUUGUUUCAUUCUUCAACGUAACAGAGAAUACGAUGAAGUUCUACACGUACAAUAUUCCCAAGAAUAAAUCACAGAAUUCUCAUUCUGUUAUAGAAGAUUUAUACCGCGACUACCAGGGUCAAAUUUGGAAUAAUCAUCAGUUUGCGAAAAUCUGGGAGCAGCUGGAUACAGAACUAUAUCAAGAACAACCAUCUGUUAGCAUGGAAAUAAGACCUCCCUCUAAGGACGAGUCAUUGUACUACUCUCAUCCACAUACCUAUUCAACAGACUAUUCAACUUUCUUUAGUAUAUCAGCUCCAAUGGAGGAUGGUCGGAAGCUUUUAGAAAUUUUCACCAGGACGCCGACAAUAAAUGAUGACAAUCUUUCAGAGCUCAAAGCUUUUGCAGUUGAGCAAGGAAUCGAUCCAAGCACGUUAGUGACAUUCGGAUGUGGUGACCUGAUUCCAUCGGAUUAUCUAUUAGCUUAACGCCAACCCGAGCAGUCUUGUUUGUAACAAUGUACCGAAAGACUUGCAAUUGCAAAUGUAAAUGUUACUUAAGUGUUUAGUUUGCUCCAUGCAAAAUUACCCCAAUUGAAGAAUAUGAGCUAAAAUCAAUUUCGUUUUGAAAGAAAGAUCAUUUCAUAACCUGAAAAGAAAUUUUUUAAGUGGCGGCAAUAUUGUAUUUCGAAAUAUUUUUGGAGAAACUACUAAAUAUUUCUUAUUUAAAAAAAAUUUAGCAUAACUUUUUUUCGCCAUGAACAUCUUCAUUUGCGACUUUCCCAACCUGAAAAACGUGCAAAAUGAACCACUAUAUUAUACGCAGAGCCAUGUAAAUCUAGUACUUCAGCAUGUAAUAAAAAACAGUUUAAAUGUA